AGGUUCAUUCACUCAUUCCUUCCGCCAUCUUGAACUGAUUUUAAUAAAACUCAAUUCAUUAAAUAGCAAACUAGUAAACUACGCUGUUAUUGUAAUAUUUUAUGUUUUUACAAUUAUUUUGACUAUUUAAUACGUGGAUCUAAUUACUUGUUAUAGUUUAGUAACACGAAAAUUUGAAAAAAGAUCACCAAUAAAACAAAUCAGCUGUUAUCCGUCAAUCGAUGUCAACAAAAUUACAUAAUUUUGUUUAGAAAAACAGUGUAGUCUUCGUUUUUUUGUGUCAUUUCGAAAUUUACAAACAUGAAAAUUCAGUGAGAGUUAAAUUUGUGUAGUGUGUGGCAGUAGUCGCUGUUUUAAUUUGGUCAUUUGGCGUACCAUGUAGGCCGUCAUUUUAACGAUGGAUCGAAAUAACAUAAUAGAGCAGAAUGGAUUUUACUUUAUUCAUAAUUUCGACUCAGGAAACCUUGGGCAUGUCGAAUCAGUGCCCGCUGAAACUAUUGAGCCAAGUGUGAACUAUAAGACUAAUCUGCCGGAGACACCCGACUAUGAGUUCAACCUGUGGACGCGGCCGGACUGCGCUGGCACAGAGUUUGAGAAUGGAAACCGCACCUGGUUCUACUUUGGGAUCCAGGCGACAGAGCCAGGAGUAUUGGUGCGGCUGAACCUCAUAAACCUGAACAAGCAGGGCAAGAUGUACAGCCAGGGCAUGGCGCCGGUGACGCGCACGCUGCCCGGCCAGCCCGCCUGGGAGCGCAUCCGCGACCGCCCCGUGCCCAUGAUAAUCGACGAGAACUUUUCGCUCAGUUUCAAAUAUCGAACAUCGGAAAAUUUAAAGGCGACGACAUUCUUCGCCUUCACAUACCCAUUCUCAUUCGCGGAGCUCCAGAUAUCGCUCAACUCUAUAGACUCGAAGUUGCUGCCUCUAUCUCCGGCACAGAACCCAGAUGAUAUAUACUACUGCAGGGAGUGCGUUGUAUAUUCACUGGAGGGAAGAAGGGUGGAUCUAUUGACCAUCACCUCGCAUCACGGGAUAACCAGUGAAAGGGAGGACAGACUGCAAAAUCUUUUCCCGGAUAAACAGGACAGGCCGUUUAAGUUUAACAAUAAGAAGAUAAUCUUCAUGUCAGCGCGCGUGCACCCCGGGGAAUCCCCGUCCAGUUUUGUGUUCAACGGGUUUUUAAAUCUAAUCCUCAACCGCAACGACCCAGUAGCCGUGCUACUACGGAAGCUCUAUGUGUUCAAACUGAUCCCGUUUCUUAACCCCGACGGCGUCGCGCGAGGCCACUACAGGACCGACACGCGUGGGGUUAACUUGAACAGGGUGUAUUUGAACCCGUCAUUGCAACAUCACCCUACUGUGUAUGCCGCGAGAGCUCUCAUCAGGUACUACCAUUUUGGCUGUGAAAAAGAAGACGAUAUGGAGAAUGAGACGUUGUCCCUUUCCAAUUGCAAUCAGAACAGCGAAGAUUCAGAGAGAGAAGUAAAAAGUGCGAAGAAGCGGCUCCCGUCAGCCCCCGCGUCCUCUCGCAAGGGGCUGCCGGCCAAGUCAGCCGCCGUCAAGGCCGCCGCCGACUGCCCCAAGAAGUCACCCUUCGGAGAGGACACCACUCUAGUGGAACAGGUAUACGACAUGAAGAUAGGCGAAAUCCAGUCAGACUCAACCACCACCAACUCCAAACCUUCUACCCAAGACUCGCCAACCGAUCACCUACUCACAGACUCCGUGCUACGCAACUGUCUCGGUGUCAACGUGCAGUUGUCUGAGCAGAGUGAACUGGACCCGGGGACCAACCCGAUGCGGCCGCUGAGAGAUACGUUGAAGAAUAGCAUCAGUCUGCUCAUGGGAUCUAGCUCGUCGGAUGGCGUAGGCAGUUCAAUCGGCUCCCCCAAGGACAGUCAGCAGUCGGCGCCGCGGCUGGGCUGGUGCCGCGCGUGCCGGCUCGCAGCGCCCGCCGCCGCCGACGCACCCGCGGUCAAGCAUGAUGAGACUCGCAUUCAAUACGUGAAGACGAGCGCGCCCACGUUCCUAGACAUACAGGAGUAUCGCGAACACCAGAGACAACAGUUUGAAGAAGAGGAGCGUAAGCAACUGGUAGAGUCGGAGUCGACGUCGACGAAGGCCGGUGAAGUGUUCUUCUGCACCAACUGCUUCAAGAGAUUCCUCAUGGCUGACAGCAGCGACGAGAUGUUGCAGGCGCGGGCGCCGGGCGGCUGCGGCUCGGGGGACUCCACGCUGGCGCCCUCGCUCGACGGCACCGACCCGCCGCCGGCGCCCCUCCCGCUCUCCCUAUUCUCCAAGGAAGACAACAAGCGUCCUACGCCCGCCAAGCCGCCGCCGCCGCCCGCCAUUGUGAAGAAGAAGCCGGCCCCCGUCGCUAGUAAACCACCAGUCAGCAAGGAACCGGAGUCCAACCUGUACCUGUAUAUUGAUCUACAUGGACACGCUUCUAAGAAAGGCAUCUUCAUGUACGGCAACCACUUCGCGUGCGCGGCGGCGGCGGCCGAGUGCAUGCUGCUGCCGCGGCUCAUGGCGCUGUACAACCAACACUUCCACUUCGCCAGCUGCAACUUCACCGAGAGGAAUAUGUACCUCAAAGACCGUCGCGACGGCAUGUCGCGCGAGGGCUCCGGCCGCGUCGCCGUGCUCAAGGCGACGGGGCUGGUCCGUUCAUACACGCUGGAGUGCAACUACAACACGGGCCGGCUGGUGAACGCGCUGCCGCCGCCCCUGCGCGAGGGCGCCCCCGCCCCGCCCGUCCCGGCGCCGCCAAAGUACACGCCCGCCAUUUAUGAGGAGGUGGGUCGCGCGCUCGGCUCAUCGAUCCUGGACAUGACGGCGCAGCACCCCAACUCGCGGGUGCCCAACUCCGAGUACCGCUCCGUGGCCGGCCUACGGGACUGGCUCAGGAACAAUGUGAAGAAUAUGAGGCCACAGGUGACGACGUCGCGCCUGCGCCCCAAGGCGGCCGCCACCUCGCCCAGCCGCGUGCCGCUCUACACACGCUCCAAGGGAAAGGUGACAGACGAGCGCAAAGAGAACACGUACGUGGGCGCCAAGCCGGCGGCGCCCCGCGAGCCUCCCGCCCCGCCCCGCGCCGCGCGCCCCGCGCCCCCGCUCGAGCCCAAGCCGAGCGCGCUCAAGCGACGCAACAUCCUCGCCGUGCGCAAGCCCAACGCCAGCAAGACGCAGGCCGGCGGCGUCGUCAAAGCCAAGACGACCGCGCGACGAUCCCUCGAGGACGCCCCCAGAAUAUCCGCCCCCAAGCGCAGCCUCACGCGGUCGAAGCGCCCCCCCGCCCCCUCCUCGUCGUCAUCCAGCGGCGCCGGCGUCAGCUGGGACGAGGCCGCCGCCCCGCGCCGCCGCCCCUGCCCCGCGCCGCCCCCGCACCGCCUCAAGAAGAUCCGCCUCAAGACCGCCUUGUAGCCCCGACUGUAGUCCACACACGCGCGGCAUUCAGCUGCCAUCGUCGCAGGCCGAUGGACGCUGUUUUGUCGUAAAUUUUCAGUGAACGCACCAUUGGUAUAACGCCGGAGAGAUGACUGGACAAAAUGGCAGCUAAAUCACAAAAGUUCGUCCAGGCGAUGGCGAUGGUGCUGUCAACUGAAACAUAUUUUAAGCUCUAUUCAGACCUAAGCGAUAAAGCAAUAUCGCUUGGGUUUGGAAAGGUCUGCAAUUGUGUUCCCAUUUUUUUAACGUUGUGUGGACGAGUAUACUAAAACACCAGUUUAUAUUUUUUUCGUUUGUACGUAUAGUUGACUAUAAGUCCUGAGUCCAGACUAAAUUAGGCGUUUUCAUAGUUAAUAAUUGAAAGACUAUAGAGUAUAGGCGCUUGCCAUCAGAUCUAUAGUCAUAUUUUAUAAAAUCCUAAUAUAUUUCUGUUUAUAUAAAAUACUAAUUUAGUUAUAAAUGUUUUGGGUGUGAGGUUAAAAAUGAUUUCUAAGUUCAUCAUAGUGAAGGUUUUUUGUAAAAUUUUAUAUCGUGAUAAGUGUGGGUAGCAGAGUUUGUAUCUUGUCUUUACUGUACUUUGUACCUACCUAAAGAAAUUAUAGUCCUGUUUAUUUUGUUAGGUAUGUAGGUACUUUUGUAAUUGUUUGUGCUAAUAAUUUUAAUAAUUUUUAUGCUGUGCCCUUUCGUCAGCAACAACUAAUUCUUGUAUUGUUCUUCCUUUUUAUGUAUAGUAAGUAACAAAGUAUACCAACCUUCUAUAAAUAAAGACAAAUUAUUAUUUACUUAGAUUUAUAUCUAUAAAAUCUCGAAUUGUAGAAUAUUUUGGUGUGUUUAGGUGAUAACUUCAGCUCAUAGAGCCGUAUUGUAAAUGGAUUGAUCUCAUUUAAUCUAAAGUUUUGGGUGGAAAUUCAAGUCUGUACAAUAUAUUUAUUUACAAACCUGACACGGUUGAAGAAAACGAGACUGCGCCAUCAAGAAAUGUUUAACUACUAGAAAUGAGGUUUUACGAAGUAAUUUGUAUAACUACAGAGAAGACUUAAUUAUACCUAAUAUUUGUUGUUUUCCUGAAACGUAUUAUGCUAGGAAUAGAUACCUAUACAUGCGACCCGAAGACUUCAAAUUAUACCAGUGUAUGUUGUAUAAAUUGGCAAAUUUAUAAAAAAUAUGUAGAUGUGAACUAAGUAGAUAUAUCUUUAUUUAAAUUUGAAUUUAUACACAAGACUAAAAUACAUAUUAUAGUUACAGUGAUAGUUACUAGAAAUACUAUAAGUUUCAAAUUCAUACCUAGAGCAUAGAUAGGUUUAUUUAAAUUCCAGUGCAAUAUACAAAUAAAGUUUUUUAUCAAAGAAUACAAGGUGGUCAAGGGAAAAAUUUAAUGAAUCUGCACACUCGCAGAGCUGCCAAUAUUUUAUUUAUUUUCUCAUGGGCACAUUCUUUGGAUUAACCUGUAUCAUGUUAAGAAAGCAGUCUAAUCUUUGUUUUUAAAAUUGUAUGUAAAAUUAAAAUAGUAUUAUGUAAUAAUUGUAAGGACCUAUGUAUAUCCUACUAGUAUUUUUAUUUAUACCCUACAUAAUUGAAGUGAAUGAAAUAAACAAAUAUGUUCUCUCGAUAA
Molecule: messenger RNA, 5060 nt
Organism: Plutella xylostella (diamondback moth)
Lineage: Eukaryota; Metazoa; Arthropoda; Insecta; Lepidoptera; Plutellidae
Source: RefSeq, a predicted model, not a curated record